GUUCGAAAUUAGUUCCGAUUUGAAUACAAAGUUGUAAAGUUUAAAGUGUUGAGCUAAAGAAAAAUUCGAAAAUGAAGGAAAUGGAAACUAAUCACGACGAAAAAGUAAAUGAAUUUUGCUCAAAAAUUAAUGAACCGGAGAAAGAAGAACAUCCAGCUCAUUUGGAAAUAAAUGUACGCCCCGUAAUAUCGUAUCUCAAUGCAUCAUCUCCCAAAGAAACAAAUAACACAGACAACCAGCAGUCAUCGAAAGAAAGAAAUGUACGAUUUAGCAAUGAUAACAGGGACAACAGUAAAGAAGUGGAGUGCAAUAAAAUUCGCAAAAAAGUUUUUGAAGCUCGAGAAUCGUAUAUCACCGAACUUCUAAAGAUUAGCCAUAUUCGAACAAUUUACAAUAUAUUUAUUGUGGUUUUCAUAUUUUAUUUGGCCUAUAAUAUAUUCGAUGAUUACUUCGCAAAUGGAAGGAUCACUUUGGCAUCUGGCACUUUUCAAACCGGAUUUAUAAAUUUCCAUUAUGCAUUUGCUAUUUGGGUAAUUUUGCAAAUUUAUUCCUGUGCUAUAUAUUAUGCUUUGAAAAUAUGGGCAAUUGGUAGAAGGAAACUUCAAAAACAAGAGUUUCUACAACCAUGUUGGUCCUUCGCUUGGCUAUUGCUGUAUAUCACAAGUCAAGGAUUAUUUUUCUAUAUCCCAGCAGCUGCAUGCCUAAAGUUCAAUAUAAAGAAUGCCUCGUGUUUUGGCCUCCUCUUUGAAACGAUGAGAUUGGCAAUGAAGCAACAUGCCUUUGUGAGAGUCAUUUGCGGCCGAAUACUGCAAGGAAAAUUAGAUAUUGAAAAUAAUUUGCAAAUCGUCAUUAUGCCGCCAUUUCAAAAAUACCUUUAUUAUUUAUGUGCACCCACUUUAUUGUACUGCGAUGAUUAUCCACGCACCGCUAGCGUACGUUGGAGUUUUGUAGCUGCCCGUUUUAUGGAGUGUGUGGCCUUUGUGUUUUUGUUUGCUUUUCUAAUUGAAAAUCAUUUACAACCAAUUAUGUCAAACUUCGGGAGAGCGGAGCUAAGUGCAGGCUUCCUGAUACGCAGCUUCUUUGGCAUACAACUCACAGCCAUGCUGAUGGUACUCAGCUUUUUCUUUUUUCUUUUACACGCCUGGAAUAAUCUUACCGGUGAAUUGUUGUAUUUCUCUGAUCGUAUGUUCCACCGCGAUUGGUGGUUAGCUUGUAAUUAUUUUGAAUUCUUUCGUGAUUGGAAUACAUUGGUAGGUGAUUGGCUGUACGAGUACAUAUUCAAAGAUUUCUAUCGCUAUGUUUUUAAGGGAUCUAAAAGUAGUUCUGCCAUUGCUGUUUAUGUAAUUUCAGCCGUAGCUCAUGAAUACUUUAUGGUGAUCCCCUUGCGAAUUUAUUUUCCAUAUUCAAGUAUUUUGUAUAUUUUUGGUGGCAUUGCCUUGGUACACAUAUCGCGUUGGAUUCCUCGAUGUGUUGGCAAUAUAGUUUUUUGGUUAACAUUUUUUGUUGGCAAUGCCUUAGUGAUUGGUCUGUACACUGCGGAAUAUUACUGUAAGAAGAAUCUACCAAAAGCAUCUUAUAAGAAUUUUUUGGAUCUAUGGAUUCCGCAUUUGUGGGCGUGCAAUAAUACGCGGGAACUACUUUAAAUCAAAUUUUGUAAUGAGAUAAAUAAAUUAAUAACAAUAGCAUGAUAAUGAGGAAGGUAGUCAUUUCGAAUAAGCAUAUCCAUAUCUGCAUUUUUUUGUAAUUUACCUUAUAGAAAACACAUUCCCAUCUCUGGAUUAUUUAUAUAUAAUGGAUUUAUAAAUAUAAACUUUGUCAACGAGAUGUUGUCAAACGAAUAAUUAAAAAAAAAAAGGCAAACAUCUGAUAGCAUUAUUUUACCUUUUUAUAGAGGGUAUAAAUAGAGGGUAUAUUACGUUCGCCAUUCCGUUUAUAACUCAUCGCAAUAAUAAUUUUAGACCAAACAAGUAAAAAAGCUGUAAGUUCGCCGGGCCGAACUUUUAAUACCCUCCACCAUUUGGUACAAAUUUGGUCUGACAUGAGUAUUUCGAGGAGUUACACACGGAAUGACAAAAUUAAUAUACCCUCCAUAGUAUGGUGGAGGGUAUAAAAAGUAUGUAUAUAUUCUUGAUCAGCGAAAAAUUCUAAGAAGAUUUAGCCCUGUCCGUCCCUCCGUUUCUUGUAAACAGGCUAAAGUCAAAACUAAUAAAGAUAUGAAGCUAAAAUCGGUCUUUUGUCACAGAUCAGAUGGGCUAUAUCGGUCAACGAUAUCGUAUAGCCCCCAUAUAACGGUACCCUCCCUCGGUAUUUUGAUGAUUGUAGCCAAUGAAAUUGUCUGAAUAUCCGCAAAAGGAGUUCCUUUUUUGGUAUUUUACCCCCUGGAUGAAUAUUGUCUAUAUAGGUCGACCCACCCAUAUAACGGCACCUCCCUAUAUUCGGUAUUUUGUGAUUUUAACCACAUUUUUCAAUGAAAUUGGCUGAAAUUCUACGCAAGGAGUUCUUCGUGACUACUUUACUCCCUGGAAAAGAAUUGUCUAUAUGGGUCCCCGAUAUCGUAUAUCCCUCAUAUAAUUGUACCUCCCGCCACUCGGUAUUUUGAUGAUUUUAGUGACAAUUUUUCAAUGACAUUGUCUGAAAUUCUACACAACGAGUUCUGUGUGAGUAUUUUACCCCCUGAAAGAGAAUUUUCUAUAUGGGUUCACGAUAUCGUAUAGCCCCCAUAUAACGUUACCCCCGAUAUAUUCGGUAUUUUGAUGAUUUUAACCACAUUUUUCAAUGGAAUGACGGUAUGGCCACCAUACAACGGUACCUAACGAUAUUCGGCAAUUUGAUUAUUUUAGCGACAUUAUUCACCGGAUUUGUUUCAAAUUUCGUAUUUAGAGUUGGUAUUAAGAACUACAGCCUAUGACAGACAAUUGUCUAUGCAGGUCCAGGUCUUCAUACAGGCCCCAUAUAUCAGUAACUCCCUAUAUUCGGUAUUUUUACGAUUUUAUGUACAAUAUUCACCGAAUCUGUUUGAUAUGAAGUUCCUAAACGGUACUAUAGCCUGUGACAGAAAAUUGUCUAUGCAGGCCCAGACAUUCGUAUAGGUCCGAUAUAACGGCACCUCCCUAUAUUCGGUAUUUUGAUGAUUUUAGCAACAAUAUUCACCGGAUUUUUUUCAAGUUUCGUAUUUGAAUAUUGUAAUGGCUUAUGACAAAAGUUGCCUAUACAGGUACACGUGUUCGUGUUGACCCCAAUAUAACGGCUAUAUUUGGUAUUUUGGAAUUGGUAUUAUGGAAUUUUUAACAGAAUUUUUAACGGAUUUUAUUUUCUUGACAACUUCCAAAUUGUAUUCAAAAUCCGGCAAGGCCGAACUAACAGCCUUUUUACUCGUUCAUAUUUCAUAAUAUUUUAGCUCUUGCCGAGAAUGUUCAGGAAUAAGUGAACAUGUUUUUCAUGAUCUGGUCGACCCUGAAAUAGGCAUAUGUAGAUUUAUACGUUUGCUAAUUACAACAUCAUUACAGCCUGCUUAUCCUGGCUGUAGUUUUAUUCGUACACUUUCUGUCUUUUUGUAAACCUUAUGUUUAACGUGAAUUCAUUUUUUAUUAUUUCAUCAUUACGUAGUCUAUUUAUAAAAUCUGCAAGCAGUAUAUAAUGUACAUACAUUGCUAUGUAGUAUGUACGCAAUUAUUUAUUUAUGUGAAUUACAUGAAUAACUUGACCUUGUUGCACAAAAACAAUUGCGCUGAGUGUAAUCCAAGUGAAACGUAUUUUUUCUGUUUGGAAGAAAAAAAAAUACAGAACAUAAACUAAUUUUCGUUUUAAAACC
Messenger RNA from Musca domestica (house fly), 3811 nucleotides. Its product is annotated as sterol O-acyltransferase 1-like. NCBI's taxonomy places the organism in Eukaryota, Metazoa, Arthropoda, Insecta, Diptera, Muscidae. Bases 72 to 1643 code for a protein of 523 amino acids. The record is from RefSeq and is a predicted model, not a curated record. Gene Ontology annotation, cellular component: endoplasmic reticulum membrane. The transcript has 4 exons. Gene Ontology annotation, biological process: cholesterol metabolic process.